Messenger RNA from Volvox carteri f. nagariensis, 1035 nucleotides. RefSeq lists its product as uncharacterized. Lineage: Eukaryota; Viridiplantae; Chlorophyta; Chlorophyceae; Chlamydomonadales; Volvocaceae. The transcript is spliced from 6 exons. The coding region runs from base 1 to 1035 and encodes 344 amino acids. The record is from RefSeq and is a predicted model, not a curated record.
AUGAUAACACGACAAGGCCAGCCACAAGCUUUUACACGCGAUGAUAACCGACUAUCACGGAAUUUGGGCCGCCGAGGACGGCUGCAUAGGCCUUGGCGGUGCCGGAUGCAGUUGCAAGCCCGUGGCCCGAGCGGCGACAGCAGCGGCUCGGAAGCAGGAACGAGUGGGAGUCCGCCACCUCGACGGCAGCAGCCGGAAGUGGGCGCGGGGCUGAAGGCCGUGUGGUACGGUGCAGAGCAGUUUGGAAAGCUGGUCAGCCUGACACGACCCAAGCAGCAGCAGCAGCAGCAGCCGUCCUCCUCAGAUGCUCCCGAGGCGGCGGCGGAUCCCCCUUCACCCGGGCGGCGGCGAAGUCGGGAGGACAUCCUCGCUGCCAUCCGGAGGGAUUACGACGUGCAGUACUUUGUACGGGGCUUGGCGGAUAUGGAGGCUUACGCGCCGGAUUGUGUGUUUGCAGACCCCUUCGUGUCCUUCUCGGGGACUCAGCGGUUCAAACAGAACGUGUCGAACCUGGGCGGACUAAUGUCCGACAUACGUCUGGACGUGUACGAGUGGGUGGAGGGGACCUCUACGUUGGAAACACGUUGGCGCUUCUCCGCACUGCUGGAUCUGCCGUGGCGCCCCCGGCUGGCGGCGGCGGGGGGAACCACACACAUCAUCGACCUGGACCGCGGGCUGGUGGUACGGCACGAGGAGAGGUGGGAUGUGGAGCCAGCCAAGGUGGUGGCGCAGCUGCUGCAGCCCACGGCAAAGGUCCCCACCAACCCCUGGGAAACCUUCCUUUUGGCCGCCUCUGCGGGGGAUGGCACCGGGGUUUGGUUCGUGUUGAGUCCGCUGGUGCUGCGAUUGUCCGCUGCGGCAGCUGCGGCGUCGCUGGCAUGGGGUGUGCUACCCUGGUCCGGAGGGCAGGGGCUGCUGCCGGGGCCUGUACUGCUGGCAUGCGAAUUGGCGGUGUGUGGCUGCGUGGUGACGGAGGUGAUCAAGUUUGCCCAGGGCAUGCAAGGCGGGGAGACGGGUACGGGGGGCAGGUUCUGA